AUGGUAGCCAUAUUGGUUCAUAGGAAACAGACCGUAAGUCAUAAAGGAGAAUUAUAGAGUUUGUAACCGAUAACAAAUAGGUGCAGCUUGUUUAUAAAGUUAGAGAAAAUUAACGAGAGGGGUGGGGGAUUUAUCUCGGAACUCAGGAUCUCGACUGGCGUUCCUAGAGGAUUAUUAUUGUACGUGCGACUACGAUCAAGAUGGCCGGUGAGAAGCUCGUCCCUUGUCCAGAAUUUCAAUUCUCGACAACAGCUUGUUAUAUCUGCAAUGGGUACUAUGGCCCAUGCUUCGAAGAGCCUGUUUGCGCGACCUGUCACGCAUUUUUGUUUCCCAAUGAUAUUGGAUUAUUUCAAGUUCCGAUAUUUAGCGAGAAAACUGACGACGAAGAUUCUGGAAACGACGAACCGACAGAUCUUUAUUACAAUCACGAACGAAGAACGAGCCAGCAACAACAAAAUUCUCCGCAAAAUGUGAAUUUCAAUGUGUUCAAUAAUCAGAAUCCACCUGUCAAUACAUGCGCGAGCGUUGAAUCAUUUAGAAUCAAUUAUGAAAGAAAUUUGGAAAGGUUGCAAGAAUAUCAGCGCCGUCAGGAUAACUGUUUGCAGUACGAACAUGAAGUUGGAGAACCUUCUAGGCCUUAUAAUUUGUCAUAUAGAUUGGAUAUGUUGACAAAUCAUAAGCAUAUAGAACACGAGCCUAUCAACGUGCCCGGUCUUGUAGAGAGCCUACCACCUGAGGUUCUUUUGGCCGUUUUCUCUCAUCUAGACGACGUAAGCCUUUGGUCGGCCGCAAAUGUUUGUCGCAGAUGGUGCGGCCUAUUAUCGACCCACGUAACGGCUCAACAGUGGCAGCAACACGUGAAGAUGCGUUGGCCGUUAUAUAGACCCAUUGGGUUGGUUAAAAAUUGGUACAAAGUGUACGAUCAGCUUGCUUCUUCUGCCCCCUGUAGAACGUGUUUAGCUCAAACGUCGUUACGAACGAGAGCUCCGAGAAUGGAGGAAUAUUAUUGGAGGCGAAAUAGACUACUAAGCGAACUGAAAAGUUUAAGAAUGGAUCCUCCGGAGGGUAUAGAAGCUACGCCUUUGGAUCAAAUGUGCUGUCAUUGGCAGGCUACGAUUACCGGACCCGUGGGUAGUCCUUACGAGGGUGGAUUGUUUUAUUUAUACUUACAAGUACCAUACAGUUAUCCAAUGUGUCCACCUGUCGUAAGAUUUCUCACAAAAAUCUUACAUCCGAAUGUUUCAAGGCACGGAGACGUUGGUAUAGACUCUAUACAUCACAAUUGGUCUUUGGCUCUUACCAUAUCGAAGGUCCUCAUUAGCGUGCAAAGUUUACUCACUGAUCCAUACUGUCAGGUAUGUAUGGAGCCAGAAUUAGGGGAAAUGUAUAUGAACGACCGUGAAAGAUUCGAAGAAGUAGCUAGGACGUGGACGUGGCGGUACGCGAUGCACGACGUUAUAACGCCACCUUAAUGUAUCAAAAAAUAAGAUAUUAUCAACGUUAUCAUUCGUAAAAUAGACUGAAUGGAUUAUCGAUCGAGACGUCGACGAAACGUGGUACUCUCAAGAGGACUUCCUCCCAUUUUACUCCGGUCAACCUGAAAAGAACAAUUUCGAUGGCAUCUUUACGACUGACUAAAACCACGGAAAGAAAGUCGCGCAGCUGUUAGGUGGAUCCUUCGUCGAAACAAAAGUUAAAAUUGAAAACUGGAAGGAUCGAAGCUACCUCUUACUCCUCCCUCUCCGAUGUCUUUUCAUUUUCCUAGUCAUAAACCAACAACUGAUGUUCCUGAGGUCGGUGGUGCGUUUCACGAGGAGAUUCGACUGCAACGGCAUAAUUAGUAGAGGAUUCUUAGGGAAUCUCUCUCUCUCUCUCUCUUUUGCUCUUUCACUAGCUAAACUCGAGCAUCUUCCUCUUUCGGUAAAACGGACGAUAGUCUCGAGAAGAUCGAGCUGAGAGAGCUCUAGCCCGAGUCAAGGUGGGUGGUCCGCGCAUGGAGCCUGCGGGCUCUCUCUCUCUCUCUCUCUCUCUCUCUCUCUCUCUCUCUCUCUCUCUCUCUCUCUCUCUCUCUCUCUCUCUCUCUCUCUCUCUCUCUCUCUCUCUCUCUUUCUCUCCUUACCUCGAAUACCUUCUUCUCCGUCGUACACACGGGGGUCCUCCUGCCGUUCUUGGCUACGUGUGUGGCCAACACCAGCAUCCUUCUCUUUCUUGCUCCCUUUUCUUCUGCCUACCACCUAUCUUCUUUCCUUCCUUUUCCGCCCUCUCCCUCAUACACGCGCACGCUACCUCGAUCCUCUUCGGUGUGUGUGCAUGCGUGCGUGCGUGUGUGUGUGUGUGGCGUGCGCGGGAAAGAGUCUACCUCUACCAAACGCACCAAGAGCAGCAAUACCUUUCCUGUUUACGAAAGUCCAUCGUCGCGUUGGAAGAGGCCAACGAAAAACGAACGAACGCCAUGAAUUCUACGAUACGACGAUACGGUUUUAUCUUGUAAGCUCUCAAGAAGACUUGGAGACUUUCGAAUCUAUUCGUUUGUCUCACUCGCGACGCGACCCGUGAAAGAGGGCGGCCAAGUCACGAUACUCUUUCUCUCUCACUCUCCCGGAUUCGUUCUCGCGAAUUUCCAAGUACCGUGUUGCUAGAAAAGAGACAUUGUCAUCGCAGAUAAUAACAGCGAAUUUGCGGUAGAGAAAGAGAGGAGAUAAUGGAAAUGUCGAUUGGAAGGUAGCUCUAGGGCAAAAGAAAGGUAUGUUGAAAUCUUAGAAAUUCCUGGACCAUAUUACUUCCACGCUAAUUACUUCCACGUCUCGUAAAUAUCGUUUACUCUCGAUAAUUAUAGCGCCGGCGGGCGAGGUUCGUGCAAAAUAUCCCCCUCGUAAAUAUCGGUCUUAUUCUUAAUUAUAAUCGCGAGUGCGCUCGUUAACGAGCCGAGCUUUAGCAACGAUAUUAUACUUUAUAGUCCGUUUGUACGAGCAAUUCGAAAACUUCUUUAAUCGCGGAGAGUAGCCGCUGCUGCGCUACCAAGAGGAUCGUUUCGCGUUUGGGAAAUACACCGAAGUACCGUGAUGAUGUGUUCAGGUAGAGCUUACACCGGCUAUACGAUAUCCAAGUCUGUUAAAAGAAACCGACGUGUGUGGCCAAGUGGUCGAGAGCACCACGCUGGAUCCGUAUAGUUGGUUCACAAUAACAGCUGAUGCUCAAUAGAAUGCCCCAUAGCCCUUCGCCUCCGACUCUCUCUCUCUCUCUCUCUCUCACACACACACUCUCUCAUUCACUCACUCACUCACUCACUCACUCACUCACUCACUCACUCACUCUCCGCUACCUUUUCCUCCUUCCUCGACAUUAAGCACUGCUCUUCACACUCUCGCGUCUCUUAUUUUCUUAUACAUCUACCUACUCAUCCAAGGUGAGUGCUCUCUAUUCGUAUCCUACUUUCUUUCUACGUCGACCUAUCAAGUUUUUUGAUAAUAUUGCCCCCCCCCCUCUCUCUCUCUCUCUUUCUCUCUCUCUCUCUCUCUCCUCGAAAUCUUAAAGGAGAGGAGAGAGAAUUGUUUUGAAAAUUUAUAUCCAAAGAAUUGUUAGACGAGCAUUGUUACGAUUCUUCGUGAUCAUCUCAGUUUACAAAAUGAGCUACGCGAUCGUUAGAUAAUAAUCGUCUUGCUCGUGCACCUGUCCGAUAUCGAGUGGCCCCUUGUGAUCUUUUAUUUUGUCCCUUCGCUAACUGAACUGCCUGCCUGCCUGGCUGGCCUUCUUCCUUACGAGCAACACAUCGACACACGGUGGUAAGAAAUAUAUUUAUUAUUUAAAUUAAAUACUCUCGAUUGUCCAUUGGUAGAAAAAAAAUAAUGCGAUAGUCGUAAAAUAAUUAAAAGUAACUACAAUAGAUAAAAAUAAUUUACAGUUGUUGUACCUUCGUUACAUUCUCGUCGCCCGUUACAAGUCUUUUUGAUAACGCGAUUCGAUAUAUCGUUAGUUUUCAUUUUUCAAGAGAGUCUUAGACAAUGUAUUCGAUAGCAUCGAAAAAGUUCCUUUUUCUUAUUUUCAUUAAUAACCAAUAUCGACAUAUCCAAUGUUACCUUUAACGCGACUCUUUUUACGCAAUCACCCUAGAUAAUCCGAAAGUUCUCAUUAACCUCUUUAUCGUUCGCAUUAUGAAAGAAAGGAAGAAAUUAGUAUUUCCGCCGUUACGAAUAGAUACGAUUACUUCGAAACGCAUAUAUAGCUUGGUAACUCGCGCUUAAUUUCGCAUAAUAAACGUACAAUACGUCGUAUGAUUCCUUCGAUUCGGACGAAUGUACGCUCGUCGUCUUAUGUUAUCAAUUGACAGGUCUUCAAAACAUAGUGAAGAAAACGGUGGGAUACAUCGUCGAUGAGAAAGUUUGGAGAGUUGGAAUAAUGAAAAGAAAAAAAAAAAAUCAAAUGAAAAAGUCGCACCCUUCAAAGGGGAAGAAUAACCUUUUGCGAUUGUGAUCAAUGUUCGGUCGUGCUUUGUCAUAAAUUAAGAAUAAUAAUAAUAAUAAUAAUAAUAAUAAUACUUAUAACGCAACAAUAUUAAAAACAAAUAACCCUAUCUGUUACUAUAUAAUACAUAAUCAAUGUACAACGCAAAACGGUCUCCUUGCUCCUCGGUCAAUUUUCUUUGCAGAAUUUUUUGGAACACGCGGUUAGUUUCUAUCGGAAAUCUUUGCGUCUUUAACGCAAAGCGCAGUCUUCGAUUAGGAUACUCGGGGACAAAAGCGGCAGCUUUAUCUCUGGCGGUCGUCCUCUUCAUGGACCGCGUUCAUAGUCCGGCGCUUAUUCUCGUAAACAUUCCUAGAAAAAUGCUCUUUGGUCGUUCACUCGCGGAAUACUGUACUGUACUUUAUUUGGACAUCUCGUCUUGCCACUCGGUGGUACUCGGCAUCAGUCUGAAAAAUACAAUACGCUAGACCGUC
Molecule: messenger RNA, 4934 nt
Organism: Vespa mandarinia (Asian giant hornet)
Lineage: Eukaryota; Metazoa; Arthropoda; Insecta; Hymenoptera; Vespidae
Gene: morgue
Product: modifier of rpr and grim, ubiquitously expressed
Molecular function (GO): protein binding
Source: RefSeq, a predicted model, not a curated record